Poeciliopsis prolifica (blackstripe livebearer) is the source of this 9159-nucleotide messenger RNA. It is a transcript of the gene nexmifb, whose product is annotated as neurite extension and migration factor b. Bases 994 to 5427 code for a protein of 1477 amino acids. Gene Ontology annotation, cellular component: nucleus. The record is from RefSeq and is a predicted model, not a curated record. The transcript is spliced from 4 exons. Gene Ontology annotation, biological process: negative regulation of neuron migration; negative regulation of cell adhesion mediated by integrin; negative regulation of cell-cell adhesion mediated by cadherin. Lineage: Eukaryota; Metazoa; Chordata; Actinopteri; Cyprinodontiformes; Poeciliidae.
CUUUUGAAUAAAACUACCGACAUAAACCAACUUUUUCUUAAAUCGUCGACGUGCUCCCUCCCGUACUGCGUCCAAAUUCGGUUCGCAUUGCAAGUGAGCGGCCCCCAUCACCCAGCGCUGGCAAACACGAGUAGCCUAUUCAUUAUUCAUGUCAUUGCAGUUGCCCUGUUAUGAUACAGUCCUGUUUGGAGUGGGCUACCUGAUUUGUUCAGCGCGUCCGUCAAAGCGGUGCGUGGCCCUGCGUCGGCUGGCUGCGCGCGCUCAUAGGUCGGGCAAAGAAGAAUCACAGGAGGAGGAGGAGGAGGAAGAGGAGGAGGAGGGGGGAGGCGCUGGGGGGGAGUCAGCACAGUGCGCGCCUACGAGACUGCGCGUCGCAAAGGAGGGGGAGAGGUCCAGCUGCAAAAAAAAAAAAAAAAAAAAAAACAUAAAAAAGAAAAAGCAGGGGUGAGAAAAAAAAAAUGAAAAAGGAAGGAAAACACGGCGUGACAAUGGCAACGGCGAGCUUUCAGUGAAAGGAAGAGCAGACGCGAGGGGAGGAGGGGGCGCCGCGAAGCAAGGAGUUUUCAGAGCCGACGGCCGCUUUCGCUUGUCCCGAGAAAAGAGGCGACGUCGGGACACGCUGGCGGCUCUGUAGCGCGUUUCCUGGAAUACGAAAUCCUUCAGCGGCCGAGCGUAAUGGAGCGGCGGCGGAGAGGAGAGCCGCACUGUCUCCAUCACUGAGGCGCGUCCACCUGCUAUUACUGGAGGCCCGGGCUGCUGCUGCUGCUGCUGCUGGUGGAGGUGGUGGAGGGCGGGAUAUGCAGGGGAAGUGUUUGCGUUUCGGGGAAAGACGCAUCUUCUGAUACUGUCCAGAGCGCCCGAGAAGGAUCCCAUUGCGACAGAGGGAGGAAAAAACCGCGGAAACGGGGAGGGAGGAAAAAAAAAUACGCACAGCCACUCCGGAGGUGGGACCAUCAGAAUGAUGUGUAGGUGGAGCAGCGCUGAGCCGUAUUGAUGGAUGCGCUAGCAGACAACAGUCUCACAUUGAUUGUGAAGACUUCAGAACCGGAAAAUGCAAAUGUUGUGGAAAAUAGAGGGGUAUGUGAGCAGAGCGGUGAACUGAGUCUGUGCAGACUCGUCGAUGCUGCGCUCCCUCCUGCCUCUUCGCCUCCUCCUGCUGCAGAGACACCACAGCAGGUCUUCUCAACCCACCAGAGGACCGCUCCUGCAUCACCACCACUCCCUCUGGCCCUUGGUGGUGACCUCUCUCUGACUCAAGCAGUGGCACAUUGCCCUUCAUCCAGUAAUGCUCAGACUAUAGGCCCCCACCUUCAAGGUGCUCCCUCAUCACUUCCCCACCCAACUGCAGACUCCUGGGCCUUAACGGGAGAACCACAGAAAACAUCCUCUCCACUGUCCAUCACCCUCCCACUGCCUAAUACAAUGAUGGAGCCCAGCACUAUGUCUGCACUGACAGAGGAGUGUCUUCUCCAGCCUGCCCGAACCUGUCUUGGCUGCCUAAUUGAAACCCGUGACGCUACAGAUCGCAGUUCCAUCCAGAACACCCCAACAAACCUCAACACCAACCCUGAUGUGGAUCCAGGGCUCAGCGUACGGAUAGGGGAUGUGAGCCGAGAGGAUUUCUCUGACAUUAACAACAUCAGCAUUCAGUGUCUGAGCCAUGCAGGCGAGCCAGCAAGUCACUUUGGGGAACAGCUCCUCUCUGACCAGCUACUAAACUUUCCUCUUCCCAAAGCCCCAAGUGAAGUCAAGAGAGCAGAGGAAAAUAAAUCUACUGUGGACUGCGACGACACUGAAGAUGAUACUACAGCUAAGAACUUGUAUGAGGGCCUGCUACUAGAUAAAGUUAGUGGAGAAGAAGUUCUUCUGGCUAAUGCUGGUCAGGACUGGGGCUACUUUGAGUCCUUCAUCAGCGAGAGCAAGAUGGAACUGCUGGAUCUUUGCUCCAAGAACGAACUGUCUGUCAACCUGUUCUCUGAGGAGGAUGUCGACAAUUUAUUUGACGAUGAAGACGACGAUUCAACACUAAGCAGUGACGUCUGCUCACUUAAGAUUCGCUAUGAGUCUUUCCAGGACAACAUGAGGGAAAAAACAAAUGUGCUCCAGGAGGAGACUCAGUUCAACUUCUUCCCCAGUGUGCUGGCCAACUGUGCCAAGAAAGAGGAAGGAGCGCCAAUAUUGAAGAGGAGCACUGAGGAGAUCCAGUCCAAAACUGAUGAGCUCAUACUGGAGGCGGCACAGGAAGGGAGAGGUGGGGACAGCAGUGGUCGGAGCCCACUCGAUGGCUCUCAAUGCUCCCCCAUGUCCGCCUCCAAAGUGAGCUACCUAAUAGACUUUAAUUCCACAGAGGAGUCCGGAGAGUUCAGUGAUGACAGCUCCUGUACUGGCUCCUCCUCAGACACCCUGCAGGAGGGCAAGUUUAAAAAGGGUCACUCAAAAAGAUUUCUCAGUCCCUCAAACCCUCUCAACUAUGGCCUGCGUUCCAAAAGAAAGGUGCGAUACAGUGAAGAUUACUUGUAUGACGUUGACUCACUUGAGAGUGAAAAGAACGCAGAGAAAAAGGAGAAAGGUCCCACAGGUCAGAAAGAAGAGGAGGAUGUGGAUUGGUGCCCGAAGAAACGGCGAAAAUCCUGUCGGAAAGAGCCGCCUGUAGUCAUCAAGUACAUCAUCAUCAACAGGUUCAAAGGAGAGAGACUCAUGUCGGUGAAACUGGGCAAGCUGGACCCUGUCGAUGGAACAGUAAGCCUAAAUGCCGACACAGUAAGCAAAUAUGAAAUACUGGCUCCUCUCAAAGAUUUCUGGCAGGAGAAGCAAAGACAGAGACAGGAACAGCUUAAGCUGGUUGCCAGAGAUAAGCAGCAACAUGGUUUUCAUCUAAACGGACGCCACCAUCGGCCUUUCAGUUCCAGUCACCCCAAAAGAAAAUACAAGAUUGCCAACAGGCUUAAGGUUCAACGAAUUCAAACUGUGGAGCAAUCAGCAACAACACAGGGUUCCCCUCUCUCUGAUCAGAGCCAUGCAGGUGUCACUAAAGAGGACCCCACCCCCACGGCAGGAGGAAUAAUAACAGCCACAGGCCUCCCUGUCACAUUAGACUCAAGCUCCAUAACGCACACAAUCACAACCAAGAGCCGCUCUCAGGAGAGGGAGGAGAGGGAAGCGAGGAGACUGGGAGGAAAAGUCAGGAUAAGGAAAUUCAAAAGUGAAGCCAGGCUAAGGAGCACGAAAAUGAAAAAGGCAGAGGGAGAGGAGGGGAGGAGUGUGACAAAUGAAACGGAUGCCUGUGUCAGUGCUGCACAGAUUGAGGAGCCUGCUGCUGGGUUAGAACAGGCAGCCGUUAGUUCAACUACAAUCAAACCCCAUUUCUCUGACAAUACCACCAAUGCUCAUGCAUCCGAUGAGAAAUUUCCUUUUGUCUCCUCCACCUGCUCUCCCGACAAAGCACCUUCCUCAGAAGAGGUGGAGACAAGUGUCCCUGUCAUCCCUGGGGGCUACUUGCAGACCCUGUUAGAUGCCACAGAUUCUUCUGGUGGAGCAGCUAUCUCUUAUUUCCCCCAGCAGACCUCCAGGCAGCAGUAUCCUCUGGGGCUGUCCCUGGAGGAGAAGCAGUUUUCCUCUCUGCAGCUUGCCCAGAGCUGUGUACUCUCACCCCCCUCUGAGUCAGAGCUCCAGCAGUCUCCUCAGAACUGCCCCAGCUUUCCCCAGAUGUGGCACCCACAGCUCUGUACAAAUCACAGCCAGAGCUUUGGGCCUGAGACCCCCGAGACUCCGAUCUUACCCAACAACUUCCCAGCUGCUGCUGUGCCCCUGAAUGACAGCUUGCGAGUGUCUGACUACAGCCAGCUGAGCCCCGAGGCUGACAGGCUGCUUUAUGAGAAGAGCUACCUGACUGAGGCGGGGCUUCAGCCUGGGGCAAAUCUGCAAGCAUGUCAGUCUGCCUGUGUAGAGGGCCAGGUGCAAUACCAAAGAGGGUCCCUGUGCACAGACAAUGGUAGGCUCAUCAGCUAUGACUCAGUGGGCUCCCUGUCAGCCUCCUCCAGCAAUUACAGCUCUCUCAGCCUCAAGUCUUGUGAACGAGAGGGUGAGGAGGAGGGCCGAGACAGCUUCUUAGCUCAUUGCAGCCCUAAAGUGGUGAUUCAGCAAAGUGUGGAUGCCCUUACCCCGCUCAGGGAGUCCUCAGACCUGCUGGAUAUCUCCAACUUCACUCCUGACAAGUUCAGACACUCAUCACUGUCAGAGCUUUCUCCUCCCGAGACCCCCAACCUGUCCCCCCAAGUGGUGGGGCGUGAAAUGAAAAUGGCAGGGAAUGUUGGAGAGUACCAGGAUGUUACCGAUAUGACUAUAGACUGCAAUAGGGAGGUGAAGUGGAACUGUGAACCUGUACAGCAACAGGAGCACACAACAAAUGCAUAUACAGUGGAGGAUGGCCAGUUUCCCCUGCACAACUUCAACAGUCAGGAUGUUGGAAGCUUGGAUAAAAAGGAGCUGGGAGAGUUUGAGGAACAGACAGGUGCAAAAAGCAUAAAGUCCAAGAGGAAAGGCAGCUGCAAGCAGACAGCCACAGGGCAAAGCCCAAAGAAAAGCCGGGCUCCUAGAGCUCCCAAGUCCGAAAAGGUCAAGACUCCCAAACAGAAUUCUCGGUCGACCAAAAAGAUAAAGGCCAUGUUAGAGGGCAAGGCAGCAAAGAAUCAGGCUGGUGGCACCGGCCUAAGCGACAGUAACAGCACUGGGGACUGGCCUGGCACUGGCUGGUCAGAGAGUAACAGCCUAGGGGAUGACCAGAGAGAAUUUGAGGAACCCUCUAAUAUUCUGUCAAACAUUGUUUCUGGCAUGGCCGAAGUCCAACGGUUCAUGAUGGCUUCCAUCGAGCCUUUGUGGAAUCCCAUGUCUGAAGCCUGCAUGCCCUCUGAGGCCAACAGCCUCAACCUAAAGACUCUCAAAAUUUUGGCAGGAACAGAGGCUGACCUGAAAAAGAAAGGAGCCGUACUAACAGGGGCCGGCAGAGGUAGGAAGGCAGGUGGAAAGGGAGGAAAGAACCAGGCCAAAUUCAACCCAGCCCACCCUCUGUUCCCUCAGCUCGCGCUGGGCUGCAACAUGUUUGACAAACCCAGCUUUAUUAAUCCCGGGCCAGCACACAAAAAGCUCUACCGCCACAAGACCAGUGCAAAGUUCCCUCGAAUUGAGACACUGAAAGGAAAGCGAGCAGAGAGAGACCCAAAUAAGGACAUAGCACUGAUGACUUCUUUUGAAAAACUGAGGCACCAACAGCUGGCAGUGGUACACCGCCACUCACGAAACCAAAUCAGAAAGACUCUGAAUUCUCCUCGUUUCCCACCCCCCCAACUUUGUUUGCCAAAUUCAAUUUACCUCAACAUCGCCUGGCAUGAAGAAGCAACAAAAGAGAAACAAAGGGGAGAUCCGCUCUGAAGGCUACAGUAGAGAAAGGACUGGGUGAAAAGAGAGGUUCAAAUGACCUCUCUCUGGACCAAGAUGUAGUGGAAAUGUUUGAGGGUAAGCAGAAAAAUGACUUGUUAUUUGGGGUUGCACCUUGCUGAGUAGCUGUUUGUACUGGAAAUUCAAGUCAGAUUAUCAUUUGUAGAGAUUCUGAUGCAUGCAUCAGCCAUGAAUGGACAUUUUUGCAGUUCGGUUUAUUGUGAAUGUGAAAGCAGUUUUCAGUACAAAUGGUAUCAGUGGUCUUGUAAAUGAAGGAAAGCAUGUCUUUGCAUUCACUCCUCAGACACUUUCAUUUCUUUCUUGCUUGGGAAGGUAAUUUAAACAGAAACUUUUCUUCACAUUCCCAUACAGUUUAUUUCUUAACAUUGCCUUACUUUAUAAGUUGCACUUCUGGUGUUGCAUAUCAUCUGGUUUAUCUUAUCUUGUCAAAACUUUCACUUCUUUCUUUGUUUACAAUGACAUGUUUUGGUUUUUAAAAGGUUUACCUGUAACUGCAGUCCAUGAAAAAACAUAUUGUGACCAGUAGACAUGGGCCGGUAUGAGAUUCUCAGAGAAUGAUAAUCCUGUUUAGAAAUACAACUGUUAUAUUGUAUCACGGGAUAUACACAAAAACUUAAAAAGAAAACGUAUAGCAUAAUUUCAUUUCAUUUCUUUAAAACAAAAGAAAAACAGUCAUCAUUGCUGCUAAAUUUCAGUAAUAUAAUAUAAAAUGAAAAGUUAUUUUAAUUUUGGUUUUAAUAUUCAGAGGACAUAUAAAUACCCAAGAAAUGUAUUUGUAGUUUCUACAUGGUUAUUAGAACAAUAUUAAACUCUUUUGUUGUUUUACUCCUUAUAAACUAACACAAUUAUAACAAGCUGAUAAUAGUUGGUAAAAUAAACAGACUAUCCACUCAUGUAGCUAGCUACAGAGAGGCUGAUUGGAGUCUGCCAAAUUGAGUUUUCAAGCAGGGUUACUUUAAAUGUAUAAUAAAAUUUUUAUAAGCUUAUGAUUCUGUGAAGUUGUUAUUGGCAAUAAUUAUCUAUAUCAGACAGAUGCCACAUCACAGAGAGUUUGUAACAAAUCAAAGAAAUCUAGAGUGAUGAAGGGCUAACAACUGUAGGAGGAACUCCCAGUUUUAGUGGACUUUAGAAUUACGAAUAUUAACAUCUUUGGGAUAAACCACUGUAUUAUUAAAUAUUACAUGUUAAGUUUGUCUCUGUUUCCCACUUGAACAAUUUCUUUUCAAAAAUAACAAUUGUUUAGUCUGAUUACUUUGUCGAUUAGCCUUGAUCAGCUGCAACUAUGCUUUAAGUUCACAGAGAGUGGCCUAAACUUCUGGAUUUUGUCAACAGGGUCGUAGAUUAUAUCAUAUUGUGCUUCUCCAGGUGUUUAGAAAAUACUGCUGUGAUAUCAGAAGAUCAGGCAUACCCAGCAGAAAAUAACUUGGUUGUGUUGUUGCCUCAUUUGCCAUCUUGUCCCACAAAUUUCAAACAUUUUCAGACUGAGUUGUCUGAAAUUGCUAAUGACAUGGUUAGGGUCCCUGAGUAGCUCUUAUCUGACCUCUGGUCUGAAAAUUUUCUUUCUAACUCUGAUACAAACAGUAUCUUACACUAGUAAGGGCACUAUCACUGAUAAUAACUUUGCAGAUCCUCACUUUAAAAAAAAUAAUAAAAUAUUCAGUUCAUAAUAGUGACAGGUGACACUCUUAGUUUCACACUGUGUUUUGCACAAGGCUAUUUAUUAAACUGCCAAAUCUGUCUUUCUUGUAAGCUGUGAAAAGGUGUUGUAGCCUUUCAGCUAGCUAACGCCAAUGCGCAGCAAUGGAUGGGGAAGGGGCAGCAGCUCUGUAUUACUACAUUUGAAUAACACUCCUGUUUCUCUGGCACUUUCUGUAUCACCUCAUUAAUAAGACUUUUUCACUGUAGUAUGACAGAAAAUGUUUCAGCAGUUUCUAAUAUCACAGCAUUUAAAUACCUUACUAUACCAUACCAAAUCAGCAACCGGCCCAUGCCUACUUUACUAACCAGUAAUGCAUGACCAUCAAUGGCAAGAAAUAAUUUCAUUAACUUAUUUCACAGCAGACAUUUUGACCUAACUGUGCAGAAAAAUUAAAAGUCUGUUAAGAAAGCUGCAUUCUACUUAGAUGAAGUUCUGGUUUUGCACACAUUCUGCCUAAACGUCAUGCACAGAUGCAGAAGAGGAAUGCUGCCCCCUGUAACAUGUUCAGGACAUACUUAAGUCAUAAUUUCUGCUGUGUACGCACACCUCAUUACUGUCAUCUACUUUGGGCUCAUUCACUACCUCGGAGCACCAAAAAAGUAUAGAAAUCAACCUUAAAAUAGGCCUAACAAUCAUAUUUAAUAAGUAAUAAAAUCUGAUUUUAUUCAAUAAAUCAGCUUCAGGAUGAGUUCAGAGCCAAUCAAACUGUAGUAGACUAUCUUUUACACAGAUCUACUGAAGCCUAUACGUUUUCUCUGUUUUGAACAAUAUUAUUUUGAACACUGAAGUAAUUACAUGAGACUGCAUGGAAAUGUACGGGCAAACUGAUUGACUGAUUUUAAAAACAGGCUUUGUCACAUUGAAUAUGGCAAUUCUGACACAGGUCUUAGAAAUUGAUUGCUUGCAUAUGGCAAGGAUCAUAACCAAUCUUUUUGUGUCUCUUUUUCUCCAUCAUGAUCCUUUGUUUAUUUUCUAUAGUGUAUCAGGGUUAGGACCAAGACAAGCUGCUGAUGGGAAGCUCCACAUGGGUCAAAGGCCCAUUUAGUCUGCCUUCUCUCAUUUCUGCCUAUUGUCAAAUUGAAUGUAUUUCUCUGAGUUCAUUGAAAUUUUUAUUUUGAAAAAAAAAUUACUUCUUUUUUUUCCUUUUAUUAUUAUUUCUAAAAUGUGCCACUGUUGAGCUGCCUCAUGUUAAUGGUGCUAAGAAAGCAGAAAAUUAAUUUCUUUAAUGUUUGGGUUUGACUUUUUUUCCCCCAGAGUUAUCAAAAAAAAGAAAAAAAAAGAAAUGCAAAACAGAUUAGGUACCUAACCCUGUUUAUGAAUGUAUAUUACAAUGUUAUGUUAUGUUUGAUGUAUUCACUUCAUGAUUCUUUGACACUGAUUGGAAUUACUUUUGCUCUUUUCAUUAAAAGAUUACCGAGCUUUAUAUAUACUGUCUAGAGUUGUUACCAGAAGGAAUCUUAAUGAACUCUUGACACUACAAAAUCUUGUAUAUUUUUUGUGUGCCAAUUUGUAACAUAUUUUGUAAGUGUAUAUUUUUCUUAGAAAGUGCUGUGAAGUAUUUGUGUGUGUGAGUAACCUUUUAUGCGCCUCUGUGGGCAGUGGAAAGGAUAUACAGCGACACGUUUCUGGUUUUGAAAACCAAAAUAUGAAAGUAUCAACAGAAAAACUAGAAAUAUCUACAUUUUGUUGGGAGUUUUGUAAUAAGACCAUGAUCUUGUUGUGAGAGUGUUGUGUUACUGUGCAAAACACAAAUAAGCAAAGAAAAAAAAAACAUGAAAACUUGGGGAAAAAAAUAUAAUUUGUGAACAAUUUGCUGUUUUAUAGAUUUUCAUGUAAAUUAUUUGAGUAUUAUUUUUGUUUUUUUUUGUUUUGUUGUAACUGUUGCAAAGGUUUUAAAUAUUUGUGAUCAAGCCUGUAUGGUGAUAAUGUAAUAUUGGUAACUUGCUGAGUUUUGUAAUAAUGUUUAUGGAGUAAAUAUACAAAUUAAAAUAAGAUUUUGAAUGCUG